GGUCUAUCAAAUCGUGUAGAUUGCGUUAUCUCUUUAAAGUAAAUAUAAUAUGUAUAAUUAUAAUCAUUAAAACCUAAUCCAAUAUAUAUAUUAGAUUUGCUAGUCAUCUUGCAGAGAUAACAUGCAUAGAAUUCUUCUCAGAGCGAUUAUUAACAUAAAGUUACAGCAAACGACGCCUAAAACGAUUGAAAUAGUCAACAGUUUUAUUUGAGGUUUCACGUACGCAACAAGUACUAUUUACAUUUUAAACGGUUCAAAAAAAAAAAGUAUUGCAUUUAUUAUAUUUUUAUAAUACAUAUACACAUAUUCCAAAAAGAAAAUGGUUUUUGUUUGUGUGGAUGAUUUUGAAAAGAAGGCACAUAGUGUGCUGGAGAAGAGCGCAUUGGAUUAUUAUCGUAGCGGAGCUGGUGAACAAUAUACGCUUAACUUGAAUCGUGAAGCGUUUAGAAGAAUCCGCAUACGUCCGCGUUUUCUGCGUGAUGUCUCUAGCAUUGACACUCGCUGCAAAGUAUUGGGCAUUGCGCAAAAAUGGCCCUUGGGAAUUGCACCCUCAGCUAUGCAAAAAUUGGCGCAUCCGGAAGGCGAGGGUGGAAAUGCGCGUGCAGCCGGCAAUGCCGGCUCAAUUUUUAUACUAAGCACACUAUCCACCAUGUCCAUUGAAGAAGUCGCGACUGCUGCACCCGACACCAAUAAAUGGUUUCAACUUUAUGUUUAUAGAGAUCGUUCGCUUACCGAACAAAUGGUACGACGUGCUGAGAAAGCUAAUUUCAAAGCAAUAGUUCUAACCAUCGACGCACCAAUAUUCGGCCAACGUCGUUCAGAUGUUCGCAAUAAAUUCAGCCUGCCGUCACAUCUUCAUCUCGCCAACUUUGAGGGUAUCAAAGCUGAUGGCGUACGUAGUGAUAGCGAGGCAAUUUCUGGUAUCAAUGCCUACGUUUCCAGUCAAUUCGAUCCGACACUAACGUGGAAGGAUGUAGCAUGGUUGGUCAACUUAACGCGGUUGCCUGUAAUCGUUAAGGGCGUACUAACACGUGAGGAUGCUGUGUUGGCGCGCGAAUUCGGCUGUGCCGGCAUAAUUGUAUCUAAUCAUGGAGCAAGGCAAAUAGAUACAGUACCAGCCUCAAUUGAAGCACUUCCCGAAAUCGUCAAAGCGGUGGGUAAUGAUCUAGUAGUGAUGUUAGAUGGUGGUGUCACACAGGGGAAUGAUAUUUUCAAAGCACUAGCUUUGGGUGCUAAAAUGGUUUUUGUCGGUCGUGCUGCACUCUGGGGUCUGGCUUGUGAUGGUCAAAACGGUGUUGAAAACUUGUUAAAUGUUUUGAGGAAAGAUCUUGAAAUUACCCUUGCUUUAGCUGGUUGCCAAAAGUUAAGCGAUAUCAGCAGUGACAUGGUGGCACAUGAAUCCACUUAUGCCAAAUUGUAGACAAUAUUUGUAAAGCUAUUACCCAGUGGAUUAAAAAUGAGGAGUAUCUAAAAAUAAAAUAUUUUCAAUAAAAUCGUGAAAGCGUUCGAUGAAUGAAAAAAGUAUAAAA
Bactrocera oleae (olive fruit fly) is the source of this 1529-nucleotide messenger RNA. It is a transcript of the gene Hao, whose product is annotated as Hydroxyacid oxidase. The record is from RefSeq and is a predicted model, not a curated record. Lineage: Eukaryota; Metazoa; Arthropoda; Insecta; Diptera; Tephritidae. Gene Ontology annotation, molecular function: oxidoreductase activity; FMN binding.